Parnassius mnemosyne (clouded apollo) is the source of this 486-nucleotide messenger RNA. The record is from the annotation of a GenBank genome assembly. Lineage: Eukaryota; Metazoa; Arthropoda; Insecta; Lepidoptera; Papilionidae.
AUGUCGGUUACAUUACACACUGAUGUGGGAGACAUUAAAAUUGAAUUAUUUUGCGAACAGUGUCCAAAAGCCUGUGAAAACUUUCUUGCACUUUGUGCUAGUGACUAUUACAAUGGUUGUUUAUUCCAUAGAAAUAUUAAAGGAUUCAUAGUUCAAACAGGAGAUCCCACAGGUACAGGCAAAGGCGGUAAUUCAAUUUGGGGAAAGAAAUUUGAUGAUGAAUUUAGGGAAGAACUUAAACACAGCACAAGAGGAACAGUAAGCAUGGCCAAUAAUGGACCUAAUACAAAUGGUAGUCAAUUUUUCUUUACAUAUGGAGAACAACCUCAUUUGGAUCUCAAAUAUACUGUAUUUGGAAGGGUUAUUGAUGGUUUUGAAGCUCUUGAUGAUUUGGAGAAGUUAGCAGUGAAUCCCAAAACAUUUAAACCAAUAACAGAAGUCAGAAUAACAUCAGUCACAAUUCAUGCAAAUCCAUUAGCUGGUUAA